Molecule: messenger RNA, 1248 nt
Organism: Effrenium voratum
Lineage: Eukaryota; Dinophyceae; Suessiales; Symbiodiniaceae
Source: the annotation of a GenBank genome assembly
AUGGCUUUGCGGAGCCUGCGCCGCCUGGCCCUGGCCCAGGCGCCACUGCUGCCAUGUCCAGCGCAGGGCCGGCGCCCUUUUGCAGGGCUGGCGCUGGGCGGUGUCGGGGGACAGCGUGGAGGAGAGUGCGACCACGGCAAGCGCAGCACGCCCGACAGCUUCUUUGCCCAUACUAGCCUGCCGUAUAGAAAGCCGAACAUUCGCGCAAUGGCAGGGCGGUGUGGCACCUGUGUGUGUGGACGCGUGCUCCACCCCUGUUUUGGAUUUCUGCAUGAUGCACGACCAUCUUGCUGUGCAAGCUGCAAAGAGGAUGGAAUGGUCGAUAUCAGGCACCGCAAGUGCAGGUGUGGCGCAGCCAGACCGCAUUUCGGGAUGCCGGCUGAUGCUCGGGCAACUUGCUGUGCCAAGUGCAAAGAGGAUGGGAUGGUGAACAUUAUGACCCCCAAGUGCAGGUGCGGAAGGGCCAUACCAUCUUUCGGCAUGCCAGGUGAUGCUCGGGCAACUUGCUGUGCCAACUGCAAGGAAGAUGGGAUGGUGGACAUCAAGAAUGCCAAGUGCAGGUGUGGCAGAGCCCAACCUGUUUUCGGAAUCCCAGGUGAUGCUCGAGCAACUUGCUGUGCCAACUGCAGAGAGGCUGGAAUGGUAGACAUUGUAAGUUUGAGGUGCCUUGUGUGUGGAAAGUGCGCAAGUUAUCCAGAUGCUACUGGCAAACGUCGGCAAUUCUGUGCAGUGCACGCGGCAGAGGUUGGUGCACACGUACUGUCGGCAUUGAAGUUUUCGCGCGUAGCAAGCGAUUGUUUCGACAUGUUGGAAGCGGAGGUAGGGUACAGGUUCACUUUUCGGCACAGAUUCGAUGCAGCUGCCGGCACUUGGUCUGGCAAGGAGUUCGCGGGUCUGAUUCCAAAGCGUGCUUUUCUGCCGGAUGCAUACCACCCGGAGAGGCGUGAGGUGGUUGAAUUUCUGGGGAAUUACUAUCAUGGGUUUCCUGUGGAGCAUCCACGGCAUAGCAGCUUCAUUUGCGUUGGCAGCAAACCGGCGCCGGACGUCUAUCGUGACACCAUGGAACGCCUCGAUCUGUUCACUGCGGAGGGGCUCCGCGUCCUUUACAUUUGGGAGCACGAAUUCGUGGAGUGGCGGAAGCGAGCCGCCUUUGGGGAGGCUUUGCCUAUCACCAGCCUCCUGCGCCACCAUGAGCCAAACCCCAUGGGCCGAAAAGAAGACUGCGCCUCUUGGGACCCUGUGGUCUAG